This is a messenger RNA of Anolis sagrei ordinatus, 2273 nucleotides long. NCBI's taxonomy places the organism in Eukaryota, Metazoa, Chordata, Lepidosauria, Squamata, Anolidae. The record is from RefSeq and is a predicted model, not a curated record.
CUCCUUCUCCCCCUCCAGCCCCCUUUGCCCUGCAUUUGUAACAGCACUAAGCUAUUGUUCUUCAUACCCAAUGGGAUAUUUUUAUGUUAACUCAUUUUCCUCUCAUCUGUCUGGCAGGUAGUCUCUGAACAAAUCUUGUGAAGAACACCUUGUGAGAGCUAAGCCCUAGGGAUGCUCUAGGUCAGAAAUGACUUGAAGCUACACAGCACUGACAAGCACAAGAAAUAUGUAGGAGAAAGAUAUAUUUCAAGAUACAUAUCUGUGUAAUCAAAGAGGCAAGGGAGGAUUGUACUGUUAAAAGAAGGGCUUGCAAAAGAGACCGGAAGAUUACAACAAUACAAAGACCGAGAAGAAGAAAUCUUAUGCUGUUUACGAGUAAAUAUUUAUGAAUUGCUGGCAUAAUAUUUGAAUCAUAAAUAUAAAAGAAUGGAAAAUCUUCUCCAUCCCUGUUCCCUAUCACAGCUACAUAAGUGCAUGGAGUGUGGGAAAUGUUUCAUUACGAGAAGUUAUCUAACUAGACAUCAACAAAUUCACACAGGAGAGAAGCCGUAUGAAUGCAUGGAAUGUGGAAAGAGCUUCAGUCAGAGUGGACAUCUGCAUUCCCAUCAAAGAAUCCACACAGGGGAGAAGCCAUAUCAAUGUGUGGAAUGUGGAAGGAGCUUCAGUCGGAGCGACAGUUUGCGUUCCCACCAAAGGACCCACACAGGGGAGAAGCCAUAUCAAUGUGUGGAAUGUGGAGUGAGCUUCAGUCGAAGUGACACUUUGCAUUCCCACCAAAGGACCCACACAGGGGAGAAGCCAUACCAAUGCAUGGAAUGUGGAAAGAGCUUCAGUCUGAGUGGAGACCUCCGUUCCCAUCAAAGGACCCACACAGAGGAGAAGCCAUUUCAGUGUGUGGAAUGUGGAAAGAGCUUCAGUCUGAGUGGACAUCUGCGUUCCCAUCAAAGGACCCACACAGGGGAGAAGCCACAUAAAUGCAUGGAAUGUGGAAAGAAUUUCAGUAACAGUGGGACUUUGCGUUCCCACCAAAGGACACACACAGGGGAGAAGCCAUAUCAAUGCGUGGAAUGUGGAAAGAGCUUUAGUCUGAGUGGAGAUCUCCGUUCCCACCAAAGGACCCACACAGGGGAGAAGCCAUAUCGGUGCGUGCAAUGUGGAAAGAGCUUCAGUCAAAGUGGACAUCUCCAUUCCCAUCAAAGGACCCACACAGGUGAAAAGCGAAAUAAAUGCAUGGAAUGUGGGAAAAGCUUCAGUCAUAAUGGGUCCCUGCGUUUCCAUCAAAGGACCCACACAGGGGAGAAGCCGUAUCAGUGCAUGGAAUGUGGAAAGAGCUUCAGUCAAAGUGGGCAUCUCCUUUCCCACAAAAGGACACACACAGGGGAGAAGCCAUAUCAAUGCAUGGAAUGUGGAAGGAGCUUCAGUCGGAGUGGGUCCCUGCAUCGCCACCAAAGGACCCACACAGGGGAGAAGCCACAUCCGUGCAUGGAAUGUGGAAAGAGCUUCAAAGAAAGUUUGACAUGCAUUAAGCAUGAAAGAACGUACACACGGCUAGAGGAGGAGAACUAGGAAACUCAGGUGCCCGGAAAGGGUCCCAUCUCUGUGCAGGUGGUGAAGAAUGGGAGAAGGGAACAACAGAGGGAGAGGUGCCGCUUGCGGGCAGCCGUUUAUGUUCCCUGGCUUGUGGGAGCAGGUCUCCCUCAAAGGACUCUUUUCAAUAUUAAACCAACAACCUCCCCCUCAAGGCACGAUCUGUGAAGGCCUUCUGACACGAGCAGGAGCUGAGAUCCCAUGAUAAAAGGGGUCUGGAAAAAAUAGCUCUUUGGGAGCAGGUAACGGCACCUCUUUGCACUGGAUCUUGGCUCUGCUUCUCCUUGGUUAGAAUUCUGGGCUGUGGCCUUGUUCCUGUCACCUUCUUCUGGACUCUGUUGUGUCCUGAAUCCUUGACUCUCAAUUAUUGAUUGACUUCCCCGCUUGAUUUAUGGAUGUGGACUUCAGUUUGUAUCCCUCACUAAACGCCUUGACUUUGGGACUCUGACUUUGGGACGUGCUUUGUUGCCGCCUCCUGAACAAUGUUGCAGACUUCUGUCCAUAGUUCUUCUGUCCAUAGUUCUUCUGAUACUCUAUUUAUUUAACCGAGCCCCUUAAACCUAUUUUGCACUUCCACUGCAUAUUCAGUAGGAAUGUUAGUGAGAGCAUAUCUAACCGGUCUGUGUGUUUUCCCUAAUCUCUUUAGUCUGAUUCUGAACUGCGUAAUAACAAGUUUGAGAUCUGAA